Messenger RNA from Rhinocladiella mackenziei CBS 650.93, 1074 nucleotides. RefSeq lists its product as uncharacterized. Bases 1 to 1074 code for a protein of 357 amino acids. Gene Ontology annotation, molecular function: methyltransferase activity. The transcript has 2 exons. NCBI's taxonomy places the organism in Eukaryota, Fungi, Ascomycota, Eurotiomycetes, Chaetothyriales, Herpotrichiellaceae. The record is from RefSeq and is a predicted model, not a curated record.
AUGUCUGAAUCACUGCGCCUACCACCAUCCGACGCUAUCGAAGCCUCUGGAGAUCCCUCCCAACCUCUACAAGUUGACGAGAACGUCGCCGCUGACGAGGUCGAUGCUGAGGCGGAUGCCGACUCUACGUAUGGCAGUGUUUCCGGGAGUGCGCGGACCGGGUCGAUAGCAUCAUCGAUCUACAACUACCGAUACGAAAAUGGUCGCCGUUACCAUGCCUAUCGCGAAGGCGAGUAUGUUCUGCCCAAUGAUGAUACCGAGCAAGAGCGCCUCGACCUGCAACACCAUAUCUGGCGACUCCUACUUCAUGGCCGCCUUUACACGGCGCCCCUCUCUAACCCUCGACGUAUACUUGAUUUGGGAACCGGAACCGGCAUCUGGGCGAUUGAUAUGGCGGACGAAUUUCCCUCCGCUACCGUCAUUGGUGUAGAUUUGUCGCCGAUCCAGCCCCAAUGGGUCCCUCCCAACUGCACAUUCUACGUCGAUGACUACGAAAGUGACUGGACAUACCGCCCCCACGAGGCCUUCGAUUACAUCCACGGCCGGGCUCUGUGCGGCACAGCGUCCGACUGGUCAAAGUUCUAUCGCCGAGUCUACAACAAUCUCAACCCCGGUGGAUACGUCGAAAUGCAAGAGUAUGAUGCCGAAUUCUUCGCCGACGACGACUCGUGUGACAGGGCGCGCUGGUCGGUAACCUGGACCACCCAGCUCGACGAAGCGAGCAAGGGUUUCAACAAACGCAUCAACGUCGCACAGUUUCAAAAACAGUGGAUCAUUGAUGCGGGCUUCGUCGACGUAAAGGAGGAGGUGCACCGGAUUCCAGUUGGGCCGUGGGCCAAGGGUCCGCAUCUGAAGGAGCUCGGGAAGUGGGAGAGGAUACACAUGCAAAUGAGCGUGGACAGCCAUACACCCGCGCUCUUCUCGAGGAUCUUGGGAUAUACCCCGGAUCAGGUUCGUGUCAUGAUGGAGCAGGUCAAGGCCGAGAUCAGAGAUAAGAGUUUGCAUCUCAUCACUAGCUAUCGCUUCGUCACGGGUCGGCGGCCUACGGAAGGUGCUGUGGCGCACACAAGCUAG